Molecule: messenger RNA, 2091 nt
Organism: Encephalitozoon romaleae SJ-2008
Lineage: Eukaryota; Fungi; Microsporidia; Unikaryonidae
Product: DNA replication licensing factor Mcm5
Exons: 1
Coding region: 1-2091 (696 amino acids)
Biological process (GO): DNA replication; DNA replication initiation; double-strand break repair via break-induced replication
Cellular component (GO): nucleus; MCM complex
Molecular function (GO): single-stranded DNA helicase activity; 3'-5' DNA helicase activity; ATP hydrolysis activity
Source: RefSeq, a predicted model, not a curated record
AUGUCAUGGGAUGAACAUAAAAUUGCAAGCAUCGACCUGGUGACCAACGAUCUUGUUGUGAAUGGAGAGGCUGUGAAGCAUGAAUUCAUCCGAUUUAUCGAGCAGUUUAAGACAACACACAAAGAGUACUCUCAUGUGCUUUCAUCAAAUAUAAAUCAGAACAACUUCUCUCUGACGGUCAAGCUAGAGCAUAUUUACCAAUAUUCCGAUCUUUUGUCACAGGAAUUGUCUAGAAGGCCUGAAAGGGCUAUUGAGUGGUUUGAAGAAGCCAUAAUUGGCAGAUAUAAUACAAAAGGAGUACAAGGAUUUCAGCUUUGCCUGGUUUCCAGCGGUAGGAGUAUACCUAUCAGAGAGAUAAAUGCAUCAAAAACAAACAAAAUAGUGAAGAUCCAGGGAAUAGUUGUUUCUGCAUCUUCCGUUAUCACAAAGCCAAAGACAUUGUUUCUUGUUUGUAGGAACUGUCUUAACAGUAAGGAGGUAGUAGACAUGAUUCCAAGAGUAUGUGAUAAGGCAGAAUGCCCCACUGAUCCCUAUAUUGUCAUACCUGAGAAAAGCCGGGUGAUAGAUGUACAGUAUGUGAAGAUUCAGGAGUUUUUUGAGGACAUUCCUGUUGGAGAAACACCUAGACACUUCAGCCUGGUCCUGGAAAAAGGGAUGGUCAACAGGUUGAUUCCUGGAUCAAAAGUUGUUGUUACUGGGAUCUAUUGCAUGAGGAUGAUCAGGGAUAGUUCUAUUCCAAUUGUAAAGGUAACGGGGCUUGAAGAUGGAAACCUCAAAGCUUCGAGGAUGUUUACGGAAGAAGAGGAAGAAAGUUUCAGAAGCCUUAGCAAGACAAACAUUUAUGAGAAGAUCUCCAAGUCAAUUGCACCUUCUGUGUAUGGGCAUGAGGAUGUAAAGAAAGCUCUAGCUUGCAUGCUAUUUGGAGGGACUAGAAGGGUGUUUGAAGACAAGGUUACCCUGAGAGGAGAUAUCAAUGUUCUUCUUCUAGGGGACCCAGGGAUGGCCAAGUCGCAGCUUCUAAAGUUCAUGGAGUUAGUAUCGCCAGUAGGUGUUUAUACCAGUGGGAAGGGUAGCUCUGCAGCGGGACUAACAGCGAGCGUCAUAAGAGAUAGUAGCGGGGAGUUCUACCUUGAGGGAGGGGCUUUGGUGCUUGCAGAUAAUGGAAUAUGCUGCAUCGAUGAGUUUGACAAAAUGAAUGAGCAUGAUAGGGUUGCAAUCCACGAGGCUAUGGAGCAACAGACAAUAUCAAUAGCAAAGGCAGGAAUAACAACAAUGCUGAACACUAGGACAAGUAUCCUUGCCGCAGCAAACCCUGUUUUUGGAAGAUAUGAUGAUUACAAGACACCUGAUGAGAACAUCGAGUUCGGGGCCACGAUUCUAUCUAGAUUUGACUGCAUAUUCAUACUGAAGGAUAAAUUUGGACCGAAUGAUGCUGUUCUUGCAAGACAUGUACUUUCUGUUCAUCAGAAUAAGAACAAAGAGGAUGAUGGCCAUUUAGACCCAUCCCAGGACGAUAAAAGAGACUGGGGGUGGAGGGAAGACAAAGAGCAGGACAUCAUUCCAGUUCAUGUGAUAAAAAGAUAUGUACAAUAUGCCAAGAGUAAGGUAUUUCCAACGCUUUCCGAUGCAGCAUCUAGGCAGUUGUCAAGAUACUAUGUCAACACUAGGAAAGAGGUUAGGGAGUUUGAGCAUAGCACUCUUAAGCGAAAUGCAAUACCGAUAACAGUUCGGCAACUGGAAGCAAUAAUACGUGUGGGAGAAUCACUUGCAAAGAUGGAGCUGAGUCAGAUUGUUACGGAAAAGCAUGUGGAAGAAGCAAUAAGGCUUUUUAAUGUAAGCACAAUGAAUGCUGUCUCUCAAGGGCAUAUGCUGGAAGGAAUGAUUCGUCCUGAUGUGAUCAGCGACAUUGAAGAAAUUUGCAGCAGGAUAAAACUACUUGUACCAAUUGGAGGAUCAAUAAGAUAUAACGACCUAAUCAGACGACUUGAAGGAAAAGACGAGUGGAUGUGUAGGAAGGCCAUUGACUAUAUGUGUAAACAAGAAAAGCUAAUAGCUAGAGAUAUGGGGAGGAUAUUAGUAAGACAACCUUGA